Molecule: messenger RNA, 633 nt
Organism: Paramecium octaurelia
Lineage: Eukaryota; Ciliophora; Oligohymenophorea; Peniculida; Parameciidae
Source: the annotation of a GenBank genome assembly
AUGGGUAAUUGUGAGACAAGCAACACAGUUAUAGGUGAUCCACAAUUUUAAUAAAUUGGAAGUGGAGCUGAAGCAAGAAACUUUAGUUCUACUUAUAAAAGUGAAUAUGUUGAGGUACACGGUAAUCUCGCAGUUGUUGAGGAACAAGAAGAAGGUGGUUUAGUCCUUUUGGAUGAACCUGCAAAAGAACAAGACCUUAUAAAAGUGAAGAUUUGUUGUGAUACCAUAUAAACAGUAAAAUUCAUUAUUAUUACAGAGCAUCGGAAUUGGGAUAGUGGAUUUCGAUAUUGUCAAAGAAACCGAUUUUUCAGGAAAUUGCAAUUAUGGAUUAGACCAUGGAAUGUGGAUUGUUUAUUCAGACAAAUGUAAAUCAUCCAUAUAAUUUAAGUGGUUGCUGCCUCAAACGAUGAGAAUCUUGAUAAGAAAUCUCUAGGAAUCGAAGUAAAAUAAGGAGAGAUUAUCGAAUGUAUAAGAAAUGGAGAUGCAUUCACAAUUAGAAAAGCUGGUGAAAAUAAUAAAUAAAUUACCUUCAAAUUACCUCCUAAUAAAAAUUACAGAUUUGCUGCAUAUUUGUUUAGUGGUUGGGACAGUAAAGAAGCAAAAGUAUCCGAGGCUAGAAUUGAAACAUUGUGA